AGGAGAUGCAGCUGGCUGUAGGAACCUCCAGAUCCAUCCUCAUGUCUCCCUACUCGCACUACGCACUACAGAGCAACAAAGACACUAUCUGUCCUGUGCGGUACGCCCUUUGUCAGUGUGUGAAAGGGGAGGGUCUUGUAACGGUGGACAGCCAGGGAGUUCUGAGGGCGGGGCCUGACACGGGAUCCGCCCUGCUGGAGGUCAUCGCCAUGGAGACCUGUGGGGUCAACCAGACCCUGCUCAUCAGCGUCCGGGUAAGUUGGUCACUUGUGUCAUUCGAUGGGAUCCAUUCCAAAGUAGACCUGGUGAGAAACUCAGCAUCCACAGUUGACCCUAACUGGCACUGGGUCAUCACUAUCUGACCAUGUGGGGAGUACAAAGUGUA
Salvelinus sp. IW2-2015 is the source of this 385-nucleotide messenger RNA. The record is from RefSeq and is a predicted model, not a curated record. Lineage: Eukaryota; Metazoa; Chordata; Actinopteri; Salmoniformes; Salmonidae.